Monodelphis domestica (gray short-tailed opossum) is the source of this 5752-nucleotide messenger RNA. It is a transcript of the gene ZCCHC2, whose product is annotated as zinc finger CCHC-type containing 2. The record is from RefSeq and is a predicted model, not a curated record. Gene Ontology annotation, molecular function: phosphatidylinositol binding; zinc ion binding; nucleic acid binding. Lineage: Eukaryota; Metazoa; Chordata; Mammalia; Didelphimorphia; Didelphidae.
GCGCCUGCCGCCGCCUCGCCGUCCUGGUGUCCCCGUCCCCCGCCUGCCCGCCCGUCCCCGGCCGCCGCCGCCUCCCCCCUGCACACGCUCCCCUCCGCCUCCGCCUGCAUGUCCGCGCCGCCUUAGCCGAGGAUGCUGAAGAUGAAACUGCCCCUGAAGCAGACGCACCCCAAAGAGCAGCAGCAGCAGCUGGAGGCUGAGGAGCAGGAGGCGGCGGCGGCGGACGGGCGAAUGGGCGUGAAGGACCCGCUUCACCGGCGCGACUGUCACCUCCCGCUGCACCCAGUGGUGCGUCCGCCCCUGCCUCCGACGCCGCUGGGCCCAGGGGGGCGCUGCCUUCGGGAGCGGCCGGGCCCGCUGCGCGGCUUGCUGCUGCCGGGGCCGCCUGUUGCUGGCGGGGCGGCGGCCGUGGCAGCGGCGGCCGGGGAGGGCAUGUCUCUGCAGGGUGGCUGCGGCCCCGCCUCGCUGCUCCGGGACCAGGAGCGGGUGUACGAGUGGUUUGGGUUGGUGCUGGGCUCAGCGCAGCGCCUCGAAUUCAUGUGCGGGCUGCUGGACCUGUGUAACCCUCUGGAGCUGCGUUUCCUGGGCUCGUGCCUGGAGGACCUGGCCCGCAAGGAUUACCACUACCUGCGGGACUCGGAGGCCAAGGCCAACGGCCUCACGGACCCGGGGCAGCUCGGAGACUUCCGAGACCCUGCAGUCCGCUCCCGCCUCAUCGUCUACCUGGCGCUGCUGGGCUCAGAAAACCGGGAGGCUGCCGGGCGUCUGCACCGCCUCCUCCCGCCGGUGGACUCGGUGCUCAAGAGCUUCAGCUCCGUCGUCGCCUGCGGCCCCAACAGCCGCCCGACCCGCAGCGACCCAGAGCCCAGUGAAGAGAAAGCGGACAAAUCGGAGGAGCGGGGCCCGGAAGGGAAUGGCGUGGCGCCCCGAGCUGACGGGUUGGGGUUUGGGGCCCAGGAGGAGCUGCUGCUGCUUUUCACUAUGGCCUCCCUGCACCCGGCUUUCUCCUUCCACCAGCGGGUCACCCUGAGGGAGCAUUUGGAGCGGCUUCGGACAGCCCUUCGAGGGGACCAAGAGGAUGGAGAAGAACAGUGCAACUUCACUGCCCUGAGGGCCCAGAAUGAUACUUCCCAUGGUGAUUAUAUCCGAAAUAAUGAAACCAGUUUGAUGGAACAAUCCCCUAUACUUCAUGAUGGACUCACCAUGGCCUCUCAUAGAUCUCAGCGAGAAGCUGUACACAUUGAGAAAAUAAUACUGAAAGGAGUGCAAAGAAAAAGGGCUGACAAGCAUUGGGAAUACACCUUCAAAGUAAACUGGUCUGAUCUUUCUGUAACAACUGUAACAAAAACACACCAAGAACUACAAGAAUUCCUUUUAAAGCUUCCAAAGGAACUGUCUUCAGAGACUUUUGACAAAACAAUUUUGCGAGCACUAAAUCAAGGGUCUCAAAAAAGAGAAGAACGGCGACACCCUGACCUAGAGCCAAUCCUAAGGCAGCUAUUUUCAGCUUCUUCACAAGCCUUUCUACAGAGUCAAAAAGUACACAACUUCUUUCAAUCCAUAUCAUCAGAAUCUUUGCACAGUCUCAGUAAUUUGCAGUCUUCUUUGAAGGCGUCUAAAAUACCAGAACAUUUAAAGGAAGAUAGUUCUGAAGCUUCAAGUCAAGAGGAAGAGGUUUUACAGCAUACAACAAUCCACAAGAAACAUACUGGAAAAGGUCCUAUAAUGAACACCGUUGGAACAAGUUGUUCCUCAUUGGAUGGUCUUGCUCUACAACACUCUGAACAGAAUGGAAUGGUUGUGGACUGGAGAAAGAAAGGCUGUGUCCUACAGCAUCCAGAGCACUGCACAUUAGUAGACCAGCAUGCAGCAGAUAAAUGGAGCUUAUCUUCAUUAAGCAAAAAGAAAGGAAAGCCUCAAAUAGAAAAGGAGAAAAUUAAGAAGACAGACAGUAGAUUGAACAGUAGAACUAAUGGUGUUAGUGUUUCUACACCCCAGCAUGUCCAUGGAGGCACAGUGAAAGAUCCCAAUUUGGACAUUGGAUCUGGGCAUGAUACAUGUGGAGAAACAUCUUCAGAGAGUUACAGUUCUCCUUCUAGCCCACGGCACGAUGGGAGGGAAAGCUUUGAAAGCGAAGAAGAAAAAGACAGAGACACAGACAGCAAUUCUGAGGAUUCAGGGAAUCCAACUACAACCAGGUUUACAGGUUAUGGCACUGUCAACCCAUCUACUGUCACUGUCAAACCACCUGCCCAGAUUUCGUCAUUAGGAAAUGAGAAUGGAAAUAUUUCAGAGGAUCCUUUAAACCCUUCUAAGUAUCAACACAUUUCAUUUAUGCCUGCCUUACACUGUGUUAUGCAUAAUGGUGCACAGAAGUCUGAAGUCGUCGUCCCUCCCAAAACCGCUGAAGGCAAAGCCAUGGGGAUGCUUGUGACUAGUCCAGUGGCUAUCUCUGCAAUACGUGAAUCUGCAAAUUCAACACCAGUUGGAAUCUUAGGACCUAAGGUUGCUUCCGGAGAACCAGACAAACGCCUUGAACUCUUGGCAUCCCCUCUGCCUGUGCCCUCCCCUUUUCUUCCUCAUACCGUUCAGCCUGGUAGUCCUGCUUUGCACUUGGCAAUACACAGGCUCAAAAUGCCCUCUCCACAGGGACCUUCAGAGAGCUGUGCGGUCAGCGUUCCGCAGCAGCCCAACGGAAACCUGAGCAUCGGAUCACCAAACACUGCCUUUAUUCCAGUCCACAAUCCAGGUAGUUUUCCGGGAUCGCCAGUCGCUACCACCGAUCCCCUCACGAAGGGUGCAUCCCAAGUGGUCGGGCUGAAUCAAAUGGUGCCUCAGGUUGAGGGAAACCCAGGGACAAUCCCUCAGCCUCCCAAUGUCAAGGUAGUUCUUCCAUCUGCUGGCCUCUCUGCCGCAGCCCAGCCACCAGCUUCCUACGCUCUGCCGGGCUCUCCCCUUUCCGCCGGCACACUCCCUGCCCAGACCGCCAACGGACUUGGCACAGCAGCCACAUCCACUCAGUCGGCCAGUCCAGGGGUCGGUCAGGUCCAGUCUUCUAUUCCUCCUGCGGUCCCUACCCACACCCCUGGCCCCACUCCCAGCCCUAGCCCUGCUUUAACGCACAGCACCGCCCAGAGUGACAGCACGUCCUACAUCAGCGCUGUGGGGAACAGCAACGCCAAUGGGACGCUCCUGCCCCCACAGCAAGUAGGCUCAGGGCCUUGUGGCUCCUGUGGACGGAGGUGCAGCUGUGGGACCAAUGGAAACCUUCAGAUAAACAGUUACUUUUACCCUAACCCAAUGCCCGGACCAAUGUAUAGAGUUCCGUCGUUCUUCACUCUGCCAUCUCUUUGCAAUGGCAGCUACCUCAACCAAGCACAUCAGAGCAAUGGAACCCAACUUCCCUUUUUUCUGCCUCAGACUCCAUAUGCAAAUGGACUGAUGCAUGACCCAGUCAUGGGGAACCAAGCCAACUACGGCAUGCAGCAGAUGGCAGGAUUCGGGAGAUUCUACCCUGUCUAUCCAGCACCCAACGUAGUUGCCAACUCAAAUGGAUCGGGGCCCAAGAAGAACGGCAACGUUUCAUGUUACAAUUGUGGUGUAAGCGGACACUAUGCACAGGACUGUAAGCAGUCAUCCAUGGAGGCCAAUCAACAAGGCACUUACAGACUGAGAUACGCACCUCCCCCUCCCCCUUCUAAUGAUACGUUGGAUUCUGCAGACUGAAACAAGUAAACAUUGCCUCUUAAUACACUGAAGCUUGGGGAAAGUGGGAGUGGGAGGGCGAGGAGGGGAAAGAAAGUUUUUGUCUUGCCUUUAUAUUUCCCCGGAUUUCUAUGCAGUUGGGAUUUUUCAUUUCUCUUGCAACAAUGUUCCAAAACAAAAGAAGAAUACUUUUGAGCCACUGGUCUCCUGGUUCAACAACAGGCUUGUAUGAUACAUGUAAUUAAACACACAGCCAAACUAUCAGAGGAAAGCAUUGAAGCGUACUUUUUACACUGAAGACUUGACACGUGCAAUGUUUACUGCAUCUUUUAAAAUGUCAUGGUUAACCUUUGACAACACUGGUAAAGUAGUCAUGUGGUUAAGAACAAAACCAGGCCCCACUCCACACCCCUUUUCCCCAUCUACCCCUUUCCAAUUUUCUCCCUGAAAUGCUGCUUUCCCUCUCCCUCACUCACUUUGUCCACACGCUACAUUGGCCUGCAUGAGUAAUAUGCAGUUUCUACUUGUCCACACUUUUGUAAAUUGCUGUGCUCAUAAAUGGAGGAGGAAGGGUUUCCUUUUCCUCUUAGGAGAGAAAUCAGAUUCACAAACGUGUGUGUGUGUGUGUGUGUGUGUGUGUGUGUGUGUGUGUGUGUGUGUAACACAAGUAGCUCAAUAUACAUAUAUGCAGCACUCAUGUGUCCAAAGUAAAUUGAAAUGCGUGAAAGAAAGGGGAGGAGGUGAAAAACCAUAUGAACUUGUUAAAAAAAUUGAAAAUGGACAAGAGCUUUCUUUUUAAAUUAAAAAAAAAAACUUUUUACUUCCAAUAAAAACUUUUAGCCUGUUGAUUCAGAGAGACACAAAGUGAACAAAUGGUGUGAAUGUUGUAUUCCUGUGUGUUUGCAUUUGUAAUGAAAGAUGACAGUUUUCUUUUUUGAAGUUAGUCUACUACCGUGUCGCAUUAAAAUGGACACGAUACUUGAGUAAAAUGUUUUCCUCUACAUACUGUUACAGUGUUACCUUGUAUUUAGAAUGUAAGUGGUUUAUUUCAAUCUGAACAGAAGCUAUGGUUUUCUACAAAAAGUCAGGUAUUAGUACUAUAACCUGUCUCGUAGCAAAGUCACUAUUUUAUAACAGUUUACCACUAUGCGUGAUUAUAAUGUGAAAGACUGAAUUUUGAGUGUAAGAUGGUAUUAAUCAUGUCAGUGUCAUGUCACUAAGUUUAAUGCUGCUGUUUUUUUUAAAGCCAAUCUAUGUACUAAAUUGCUUCCAGGUAUUUUUUGAUUUCCUAAAGUGCACUGAGGUUAUCUGGAAGAUAUGAGUGUAUUUUGAUGACUGCUGCAUUCAACAGCAAUGAACAACUACCACUGUAUAUUCAUAGGGUUGUGGGGUUUUUUUUGUUUUUUUUUUUCAUUCCUCAGUUGAUAGCAGGAAUAAGAGGUUUUCUUUUGAAGGAGUGUGAUAUCAGAAUGCAGCAGAGGAACUUAAAUGUUUGGUCUUGAGUCAGACGCCUAACAAGGAAAAACUUGAAGAAGAAAAAAAGAAGCUUAAUGCUUCAUAGGUAGCAUCUAUAUUUAUAGCACCAGUGUACAUUUUGAAACUUUCUUUCAGGAGUGGGAGGGCUAGGAAAAGGGAGUGGGUGGGUUUGAAGGGGUAGAUGAAAGCUUUAAUUUAAAAUUUUUUAAAAAUAUUAGUAAAGGAAAUUAUUUUGAUUAAAAAUAUUUUAUUUGAUCUGGGUAUUUUUGGACCACAUUAUUAAAUGAAUUGCUAAACUAUGGUUGAGUUGUUCAAGUGAGAGUUUUGAUAAGCACCACAUGGACCUGCAUUGUGAAUUACCUGCCAGUUGUACUUUAUGGAGCUUAUUUUAUGAUUUAAAAUACUGUACUGUAAAUAGGAGGUACGUUACCUUCUCUUUAUUUGUAUGUUUACCAUAUACUUUGAUAUUUGAAAUGUUAUGUACUGGAAAGGUCACUUAUAUUUCUAGAACAGAUUGGAUUUUAUGCAAUCUUUUUUCCUUGAAUUAACAGCAAUAAAAAAUGAAAAACAA